AUUAUGCUAAUAUAGACUAACUGAUGAAAAAAUUCAGUAAUUUAUCACAAUUGAUUUCUGGGACAAUAUGUAGCACCAAAAAGUAUAUAUAUCGUGACAGGCCUAAGAAUGAUAUAUGAGCAAACUAUGCUUUUAUUGUUUUAACAUAGAUGGUGCUUGCUGCCUUAAAAGAGAAAUCCAAAGGAGAUGAAAUUCUUGAAGAGUACAAGGCCACCGAGACUUUGUCAAAUGAAAUGAGAAGAGCGCUUGUUAACAUACUGGUGGGGCACAUGACAGAGAGGCAUGGGAGGAUUCCAACCCAGAAGCAGAGAGAGCAGUAUGCCAUUGGAAUUGUGUCUUUGUUUCCUUCAUUGAAAGACCCAUUUUCCAAGAAGGGAUAUGUGAACCAAGAUUUUGUUCUUCUGUUCGAUUUGAACACAUCCUCAAAGCUCUUGGAAAGGUGGAAUGGAACCUUUAAGCCAAAAAUCAUUCAAGAAGCAAGAAACCUGACUAAGACAUCUCCUGUGCAACGUCUCCUGAUGUCAGCUGAGAAAGCCCCUGAGAAUGGGCGAAAGAUUGCUGCAAAAAUAAGUGCCUCUGAUGCAGUUGAGAAACUUGUGGUGUUUCAUAAGUCAUGCUGCAGCAUUGAUGAGCACCUGAGGAAAAGCCAAAGUCAUCAACCAUAUCUUCUAGCCGUGGGGAGGAGUCGAGACGUGAUUGACAGCUACUACAUUGCUCUGGAUAACAAGCUCAUCCCUUGUCAGACGGCUGGUUCUCUGGGUGCUUUGGAUGAGCUCUUCAAAGUACACUACAUUUUUAAUAUAUCCUAUGACAACACUCUCAUCAACUUCUACACUUUCCUGCAGACCACGGUUUAUAACAUAGAUGUUGGAAAAACAAAAGAGGCACCAAGAGUGAAAGAACUGCGAGCUAAACUGCUGAAUAGCACCUGAGCUGAAUCUUGAAAAAAUGUUGCUCUGUUUCAGAUGUGAAGGGUUGUAUGCUGAUGCCCAUUCACUGAUUUCACAUUUGAAGUGUGAACAUGGUUUCUAUCCCACUUU
Messenger RNA from Carassius gibelio (silver crucian carp), 1040 nucleotides. RefSeq lists its product as uncharacterized. Bases 150 to 932 code for a protein of 260 amino acids. The transcript has 5 exons. NCBI's taxonomy places the organism in Eukaryota, Metazoa, Chordata, Actinopteri, Cypriniformes, Cyprinidae. The record is from RefSeq and is a predicted model, not a curated record.